AUGAUAAGGCACUGUCAAGUCCGCAUAGGCACCAAAGAGUUAGUUGCCCCCGAUAAAUUCAGCAAAAUGCUUGAGGAUAACCUGUGGGAUGAGGAAGUCUUUCACCUUGCUAGCACAGCAGUAAAGCAGCAUGCAUGUCAACGUCAACUCUCGCGAGUAAAUGAGGUAUGUCAAGAGGCUUGGCCUUCGCUCUUGCGCUCGAAUCCAAUCACCUUCUCGGGUGAUAAGAACGCCUCGUUAGUAGCUGCAGCUACGCUAGUCUCAAAACCUUCAGUAGCUGGCCUGGACUCGAUCGAAUCCGCUUCAAUCACAUCCGCAACUUCCCCACUUGCUACAACCACCAUACCCUCAGGCCCAGUUGCAACGGCUUCAGCAGCGGCUGCAGUGGCUGCAGCUUUUUUCGCCAGUAACGGGUCUCUUAUUCCCUGCGGAAGUAUGGGUCGAAGCAGCAACUCUUCAAGCAAUCUCUCAUCCCCUCUCUCGAGUCGAUCAGAGCCGCGAGACCCGAGCCCGAUUUCUUCAAAAUCGUCAUCUUUCUCUUCUAACUUCUCAACUCCCUUUUCAACUUCGUCGUCAACCACUUUUACAUCUGCAUCCUCAUUCUCUUCUGGUUCUUCUUACCAGUUGAUGACAGCAUCUUCUGUGGCCUCUUCCUCCACUUCUUCCUCGUCAAGCUUGGAAGAAGCCAAUAAUACAUCACCAACGCAUCAAUUUAAAACGAUCCUUUGUGACAAGCAGGCUUCCUUUUUGACCAGCCUUCUGCCCCAUACUCUGCAUACAGCAUCACUGCCACCCUCAGCCACCGAAUCAGUUUCUGUCCAUUCCAAUGCUCUAGAAAGCCGAGUAGGCCAGUUCGCAUCAGAUAUGGGCAAUAUGGAGAUUGAUAAUCAUGGGUCAAAUAAAAGUCUUCCCUCAACACCAACACCCUUGACGUCAAACGUCACUUCUGCCCCUUCGCUAUCUGCAAACGGGCCCCUUGAUGCGACCGCCUUGCUUCACUGGGGGUUAUCUGGAAACUCGUUUCCUCUCCGAACACGUAAUCCAGCCACCGAGGCCGCACUAUCUGCCUCCUUCUCCUCAAUAUGGCCGGUUGAUUCUGAUGAGCCGACUCUCGGCAACUCUGACAUGAGCUUCACCAGUUCCCUGUGGCAGGACUUUCACCAAAAGUUUGCUCAGUUUUAUCUGGCCAGUCUUAAUUCACAGUCAACUGGAGACAUAGAACUUCAGCUAGGCCAAGCUCUCGAAAUGGAUACGCAUGGUCCUGAAGAGCAUGUGUUUUCUUCGGCCCCAGCCAGACAAGGUAGAAAUAUGAUACAGUCUACUGUCCCCUCAAAGGUAUCGCCUUCUUCCCCCAAAGCGUUCACCUCUUCGCCUCUGUCUCCGGGCUCUCCUGUUCUUGCUGGUUGUGCCCAGUCGCCUGGACGCCAAUCCUCUGUCGCCAUGCCAACAACACUUCUUGCCUCGUCCAGUCUCAAAAUGACCGACCUGGCGUCAAAUCUACAGUCGUCGCCAUCGCUUGUUUCUUCCGGUUGCCCUCCUGAUUUACCGGCUUCUCGACUUUCACUGUCUAGCUUCUCCAUUCCCAGUCUUCUCGACGAGCUGACUCGACCCUCGGGACAAAGUAGGUCGGGUGAGGCGGUUCCCAACGGCACGGCAACUGGGCGUUCCGUAGAAUGUCAGCACCGGCACAAACUGAGACAGUCUCCAGGGCGCUACCAGUGCGAAGUCUGCUCUCGCAGCUAUUCCACCAUGACAGGACUGGCGCGACAUGCGGAUCAUUUUCACCGCAAAGAAGAUCAGCAUUCCUUGGGCCAUCCACAGGGCCGGAAGAUACAGGCCGGCCUGUUGUCCUCACCAGACGAGACAAAGAAAUCGGCAUUUUCGAACAAGUCAAUGAUGCAGAGACUGACACGUCGAAACGCGCAUGUUUUUAGCACCGGCACACCUCCAGACCCGGCGUGUGUAUCCUCAGAGGCAAGGCUUCAGGUAGACUUGGAGGCUGGAAUUGAGGUGGAAGGACAGGAGACAAAAAUGAAGCUUGGCACGAUGAGGGAAGAGGAGAAAGAUAAUCUCGAGCCGGAGGAAGAGGACGAGGAGCAGGAAGAGGAGGCUAGUGCUUCUGUGGCCACAUUCGAUUCCGAUGAAGCCGUUCACUCGCUAGACCGCCAGUACACAUGUCAUCUCUGCGCCAAGGUCUACUUCUCUAUGUCGGCUCUGAAAAUGCACAUCCGAACACACACAUUACCAUGCAAAUGCACUGUCUGUGGAAAGGCAUUCUCACGGAUGUGGUUGCUGAAUGGACACUUACGGACGCACACCGGCGAGAAGCCGUUUGCCUGUACCGUCUGUCAACGGGCCUUUGCAGAUCGGUCCAAUUUGCGAGCUCACAUGCAGACGCAUUCUGACGUGAAACGCUACCGAUGCAUCGCCUGUGGCAAGACCUUCAGCCGCAUGGGUCUGCUCACCAAACAUAAGCUGACUGCGUGCACAGCGACCAGCCUCGGGAAACCACAGACACCGGGUUCCCCGGUACAGAAUCUGUCAGGCCAUGCUCGUCAGCGUAACUCCUUCAUGCAUGCCUCUCCUCUUGACCGACCCUCCACCCCGCCCAACCUCUCAAUGGAGCACAGCUUGUAUCCACACCACAAACACCAACAUCAUCACCGCAGCCAGAGCCAGCGCCAGCAUCAUCCCCACCAGACACACCAGCAGCAGGGAAAGCGCCAACCACCAUCGCUUCAUCGCAUGGAAAGCGCAACACCAGCUAGUCCAAUUAACGAGGUCAAUGGGUUACAACUUCAUGUGGACCAAUACAGCCUGGAAGAUAUGUACUGCAGAGAGAAUCAGAGCCCCCUUGGUCUAACCAGCUCAGGUUCUCUUUCUCCGCCCAAUUUGACGAGUGCUUCAGCUGGCAGCUUAUUGACGUCCGCAAUACUAACUUAG
Molecule: messenger RNA, 2943 nt
Organism: Protopolystoma xenopodis
Lineage: Eukaryota; Metazoa; Platyhelminthes; Monogenea; Polystomatidea; Polystomatidae
Source: the annotation of a GenBank genome assembly